UUUUGUUUCGCUCAGCGAUGACGUGCGGGCGGGCUCCCACAGCCCGUCUCUGCUCGGCGCGACUGUGAUGUAGCAAAGCGACUCUGCACCCCGUCUGCACGCAGCCAUGCUUAAUAAAGUUCCCUCUUCCUGCUCAGCUGCAGACUGCUCUGGUCACCCAGGCAGCUAUUUUUAACCUCCGUGCAGUGCAGCUCCUCUGCGGGGCGGUUCGGCCAGUGGCUGGGGAACCAGACAAGGGGCACAGAGCGGGCAAGACCAGAUCUGGCCAGCCCCAGGACCUGAAGUCUUCUGAGAGAGGAGGAGGAAGGAAGCUGGAAAAGGAGAGAGAGUGGGGCAAGAGAGAGAGAGACAGAGAGAGAAGCUCUUCCUUUAACAGCGCCACUGAGCAGCAACGAUUCUCAUCAACAAAAAAAAAACAGCUACUUUUCGCCUCCAGUUUGCAAUACAGUUUUGUUUUUUUUCACUCAACAGCACGCAAACUGUAGCAGAGGAAUACGGCAUGGUAUCGUUUUCCGCUCACUUUCAGCACCAAGGUUUUCUCUGAUUUUCUCAGUCUCUAACAGAAAAACAGUGACCCACUUCACCAAGCAGCAGAUCACACAAGCACCGGGGAGUCGCAUCAGAGGCAGGAAGUGCUGCUGUCAUUGAUUUCCUCUCAUUUGUUUAGUUGCUAAAAUCAGAGGAAAUACAUCUUCUGUCAUCAUAAAGGCAAACUACAAAUGUGUGACUGUGUGAACAAACAAAUACACAAUUAUACAGUUAUCUAGCUGAUGUAGCUUUGUGUUUGCAGAGUGAGACAGCAGAGAGCUUUCAGUUAUCAGUGUGUUUGUGUGUGUCCUUUAAUAGGAUUAGGAUCUCUUUUCCAGUGAAAACAGGAAACUCAUCCUGUGUUACUGGUUAUAACCGCUGUUACCUCAUCACCUAGAAGAACUGCCAUAAUAUGAAAAUUAACCUCAACUAAUACUGGGCAGCAUAAAUUAGACUCACUUACUCAGUUGCAGCUGAUAUCCUUCAAUAGAUUAAAUGUCAUUUUUGCUCUUUGAGUCCUUUACAUUGUCAUGUAAGUUUUAAUCAAAAAUCCAUGUUGAAACAAAAAAGCUUUUCAUGAUUUAAAAUUUGUGUUGAGUCAUUCAGUAACUAUGAUCAUAAAGGAAUUUUCAUCUGAAAAUAACUCAAAUACUUGACCCUACCUUAGGGUAAAAUGUGUGUUUACGAAUAUGUCCAAUGCAUGAGUCAUCAAGAUUACUUCAUAAUACUUUCUGCCAAAUAAUUGUGCAGUUCUGUUCCCCCCAAAUGUGUAAUUGAGCUGAACUACUUAAGCCGUAAAACCACAGCUGUGCAGUGCAGAAAAUAUCCCACCUGAAAUAAACAGGAACCAGCAACUCAGUAAUCAGGAACAAGGUUCUGGGUGACAGCAGAAUUUAACAAUAUCACAUUGACUACAAACAAUCUUAAAUGGUGCCAACAAACUUUGCAAUCAUCAUUUGUCAUGUUUUUUAUAUUUUUAUACUUUAUAUUUUUUGACAGCUUCAUUUAGAAGAGAAAAAUCAAAUGCUGCUCUGAAUUGUUUAGUUAAAUGUCAAUAUGACAAACUGAAGCCCUUAUUUAAUGUCAUCCCUCCCAGGGUUCAGGUAAAUAUGAUACAUGUGGCAUUGUAAUUGUGCAAACAGGUUAGGUUUUGCCCACAGAAGCAGAGCACAAAGGAGGGUGCCAGGUUUCAUUAAGUGCUACUGCCAUCUAGUGUACCAAAACAAGAAUGGGUGCUCCAAGAAGUUCUUCCAUCACACCAUGGGUUAUCAUGGCUGUUUGCAUGCUUUUGCAUAGUCCCCUGCAUACCUGAAAUAUUCAAAUAUUGAACAUAUCUGCAAAUAAUUAAUAACAGAAAAUGUAUGCUUUCAAUAUUGUUCAUAUGUUUGCCUGUUCUGGAAACAUAUGUGAAAUGUAUCACUUAUCUAAUUAAGGAGUUAAGACCAGGGAAAUUGCAAACAGGUAGGACUACAGUUUGCUGGUUUACCCCUGCAUCUGUUCAUUAUUGUUUGAUUAAGAUUUCAUUUAGGCUCUCCAGUUAUAUAUCUGUUUUCUAAUUAAAGGCAACUGUAAACUCUGCAGGAUGCUAAGCCACUAUUGUAGCGCUUGAUGAUUGUGCUUGCUUUAAGUGUACCGAUUGUGUAUAACUAAUCACUUCUUCUCUAGCUGUAGCAUCUUGGCCACAGUUACCUCCUCACUUUCUUUUGUUAACAGGGUUAACCAUCGCUCUGAUUUGAUACCUUUACUGUAUUUGGACGCAAAUAUUUUGAAUAAAACUAUAACAUAAAAAUUCUAUGGAUUACUAUUUUUCCUCAUUCUUACCAGUAUGUCUUGUGAAGUCAUAUUGUGCUUUCCUCAAUUUAUGCAAGAGUAUUAUCAUUUCUAUAUACCUGUUUUUUAUUCCUCCUAUCUGCAGAUGACAAUGGUGUCUCCAAGCACACGAGACCCAAUGGAUAGCAUGCACCCCCAGGUGGUCCUCGCUGGCCUAAAUGAGCAACGCACACAGGGCUUGUUCUGCGAUGUCACCAUCGUGGUGGAAGAUGUCAAAUUCCGAGCCCACAGAAAUGUGCUGGCUGCCUCCAGCGGAUACUUCCGUGACGCCUUUUCCACACCAGAUGGUUCGGUGUCGACUGGUCAGGUUCUGGAGCUCCUGGAUCUUCGGUCCGAGGUCUUUGCCAGCAUCCUCAACUUCAUCUACAGCUCCAAGAUGGCAUCUGUCACUGCAGAGGACACUAGGUCCCUAGUGGCAGCUGGGAAGAAGCUGGGCAUCCCCUUCCUGGAGAAGCUAGUGGGACCAGACAGGCUACAGAACCAGACUCAAGUGUCCCCUGGGCCUCGCCUGCUGAAAAAGGAGACCACCCGUUUGGAGGAACCAGAAGGUGACAGUGGCCCACGGAUUACCAACGCCUUCUCCAUCACAGAAGCGGGUGCCGACAAUGACCCAUUCACUCCAUUGGAUCUGCGAUGUGACGGGCAGCGGGCUGUAGACCAAGGGCACCUCCCAGCUGCAAGCAUCGCUGCUGCAGAGAGCGAGCCCACGCACACUCUAUCAGAACACUCCUAUGCUGUGAGCCAAACACGCAAGGACAAUGAACACAAUGAGAACAGCAUGGGAGAUAACAAGACUGACAACACACACACGCAUGUAGCUCCCACACCACAAGUUACAGAGAGCUGCGGCCCACUCAAAAAGCGUCAUAAGCUGAGAUGCACCCUGAUAAAAAGCACACCUGUUGCACCUAUUGAACCUGGCACAGCUGCAGAGACUUCUGGCAGCAGUCAUGGUGCCCUGAGCACUUCAGUUACCCUUGUGACAUCAUCAUCAGUCCCAUCAUCCUUGCACUCAGACAACCAGACAAAUGCUAGAACAGCACCACCAUCAAGUGAAGAUCCAUCCACAAAAGAGUCUACCCCUCCUCCUCUAACCCCAUCAGUAAAGCCCAACACACCUGGGCAUCGCUGUGAGUACUGCCCUGAGACCUUCAGCAACAAAGCAGUCCUCAACAUUCAUAUGCAGAUCCACAAAAGGAGGUUUGUGAGCCAUUUGUUCUGUAAGUUUUGUCGCAGGAAAUUCAUGCAUUUAAAACGUCUGCGCAACCACGAGCAGGUGUGCACCAAAGCCCAGAGACCUUCACCUGAGCAGGACAAUGACCACGCAGAAAUAGACUUCCCGACUGAAAGUAUUUCCCACAUGGAGGACAGUCCAUUCCCUGAAGACCAACCUCACAUGCUUGACACAAAUGCCCCCCUGGACCUCCCUGAAGUGCAGGGGGAGGUGGAGAGGGACCGAAGGAUAGCUGUGGGGCAGAGGAGGCUGUACCCAUGCAGCAUGUGUAAACGAGCAUAUGUGACUCUCUCCAGCCUAAGAAGGCAUGAAAAUGUGCACUCGUGGCAAAGGGCAUAUCCCUGUCAUUACUGCAACAAGGUGUUUGCCCUGGCAGAGUACCGCACCAAGCAUGAGAUCUGGCACACAGGGGAGCGCCGCUACCAGUGCAUCUUCUGCCUUGAGACCUUCAUGACCUACUACAUCCUCAAGAACCAUCAGAAGUCCUUCCACGGGAUUGACCCCCGGCUGGCAGUGAACAAAAAGUCUGCUUCAACAGUGAAUGGUGGCUUCAAGGGCAGCGUUUACCCCAUCAAGCUUUACAGACUACUCCCCAUGAAAUUUCGAAAGAGGCGGUACAAGACGUAUAGCCAAACCUUCCCAGAGGCAGCAGAAGGCAUUGACCAGAUGUUCCCUGCUCCUCUGAGCUGCAACUCCCCCUCAGCUACCUUCGAGGAGAACCUAGCAGCGGUAAAUACUGACGGGGUUUGUGGUGUGGGACAGCCUGUAUUUUCCAUGCCGGUGACCUUCAUGGCCACCCCAAAGGUAAUUGCCUCAGUGCCACCGCGCAUCAAUUUUGAUCAACCUUGUGAUCAGGGAGAAGCUCAGCCUAUGCCCUCUGAAGGAGAGGAGUGUGCAAGGGCAGUGAGGACAUCCAGGAACACACAGAUGCACUCCCCCCUGGGAGCAGCUGGGAAAAAAGGUCCAUCUGUGAUCAGCUAUGGCUCCCGACUUCCCUCAGUCACAAUGCAUUCUAACAGGGUAUCCUCUGUCAUCGUUCACGGAAACAACAUUGCAUCAACAGAAUUUAAUGACCCUGAUGGCCAGUCUUUGCCAUUCAGAGACCCUGACAGCCCGUUGGAAGCAGAAAACAGGUUGGGGGAUCUCUCCGCUGCUGCCCAGACAAUUGAAGCUUUAGCUAACCAGCUGUUUUUGCCUGGAGGUAACAGCAGCCAACUUGAGAAGUCUGAUGGAAAGAAAACGGAGACGUAUAUUGCCAAGCCUGCAUGUCCGGGCACAUCCAUUGACAGCCCGGUGCUGCCCCUCUGCCAGAUCACAGUGAAAAUUGGUGACGAGGCAAUCAUCCGCCGGAGGAUCAAAGGUUCCAAACUCUUCCCGAAGAAGAAGAGGAGGAGUCGCUGGAGCCAGGUGGUGGAGGAAGGCCGAAGUAACUUCACAGAGCCUUCUGACAAGAGCCCCAGCCUGCGUCUGAGGACGGAAAUCACUUCCAUCAUAGAGACAGAGCCGUAUGAUGAUGGGACUGACCGUGACACAGCUGACCAGCUGUGGCGUCCAUAUUACACAUACAAACCUAAAAAAAGGACAAAAAAACUGAGAUCAAAAGACAGGAAAAGCAACCGUGGCAGACCACUUGGGAGGCCCUUAAAGGAUGUCACAUGGGCACCUGCGACUAAGGAUGUCGCAAAGUAUGUGGAGCCGCCAUUAGAGCCAGUGGAGAUGAGGAAACAGCUCAGAAAAAGCACUCAGAAAAAAACAUAUACCUGUGAUAUCUGCAAGAGCCCCUUCUUCAGCCUGUCUACCCUACGAUCACAUGUGAUUGGCUGCCACCCCUACUUCUGCCGGACUUGUGGAAAACAGUGCCCCCCAGGGGAGGCUGCCAGCCCCCACUGCCCCUUUCCAGAAGAUGGUGGGGACUUUGUUUGCAAGAGCUGCAUGGAGAACGGUUCCUGCUUUGACAACUCUGCCAGAAGCCCAAACAUGGAGAAGCGCUACCGCUGCUCCUUCUGCCCCCAGCGGUUCCUCUACCUUGCCACCAAGAAGAGUCAUGAGAGGAAGCAUGUAGAGAAGCAUGGGAAAGGGUAUACCUGCUAUUACUGCCCCAUGGUCUGCAAAACCCCCAUUUCCCUGGGCGCCCACCAGAAAAGGCACUUAGUAAAGACAGAGGAGAUAGGGCGAGAGGAGGAGGGAGAAAGCAAAUUGUCAGCUCGGUUAAAACCAGAAAUGUGGGCGGGCCCGGAAAUCGAUGGCGCUGUGGCGCCUAAACUAGAGGACCAGAUGGAGAUAAAUAGCAAUGGACACUAUCAGGAAUUUAAAUAUCUCCGUACAAAAAUGAUCAAGUCACCUCCUCAAGACACCUCUUUGCCCAAGUUGCGACCAGAGCUGCCUCAGGACCAACCCCAGCACAGCUAAGAGGCAAUUCCAAAAUUCCAGCAAGAUGCUGUGGGCAGACAGACAUGCAACAGUAAGAGGAGCUUCAGGAAUUAACAGCCACUGCAGUUCGGGGCAGCAGUCUCCUUCCAACAGCAAGAGAUGCCACUUUCCAAAAUCCAACACAAAAGAGGAACCAUCAUUUCACUCCCUCUACUGAAACGAGUGGAAGGAACUUCAGGAGUAGAGCAGACAUGGUGGCAAUGCAAACAUGAUAUGAAUGUUCAAUAAGACAAUGGUCUUAUUUUCUUUACAGAAUGACCACAGAAGGCACCAAACUGAAUAGCUACAUAAAAUUAAAUAUUUUUAUUCACUCUGAAAAUGCAACUGGAACUUUUUCUUUUUUAAAGAGAUGGUGUUUUUAUUUUUAUAGGCUUUAUUGGUCAGUUUGGGACCAGUUCAUGUAUCACUCCCAGUUUUCUUCCCAUUUUGUAAUCUAUGCAGUACAACAUGUUAAUUGUGUAUUGAUAGUUGCACUUUGUGUGAAUAAUAGCUAAGUGACCAUAUUUUCACUUUAAGAACCUUCCAAAAACAUACAAUUUAUUUAUUUGUACAGAAACUUUACUUUUGUUUUUUUGUUGACAAGACAGCUUAGUUAUCAGUAUGAAUAAUUCUAAACAAUAUUGUAUUUGAAGGUUUGUAUAUUAAAUGAUUUUAUUAGUCACCAUUAUUAUAUUAGAUGUAUGGGAAUUGCAUAUAAUUACAGUCUACUGUAUAAACAAUUCCCGAGCACAUUGUCAACUAUAAAUAAUGAAUUGUCUGAAAGUAUGAAAAUAAACCUUUGGGAUACUUUG
This is a messenger RNA of Conger conger (European conger), 6813 nucleotides long. RefSeq names its product zinc finger and BTB domain containing 38 (gene zbtb38). The coding region runs from base 2354 to 6001 and encodes 1215 amino acids. The record is from RefSeq and is a predicted model, not a curated record. Lineage: Eukaryota; Metazoa; Chordata; Actinopteri; Anguilliformes; Congridae. The transcript is spliced from 2 exons. Gene Ontology annotation, molecular function: protein binding.